AUGCCACUCCAUACCAUAAUCGAGAUACAAAUGGGCGUCACCGGUGUCGAGGAGAAGAGGUACAAGCUCAUGGAUUGAGAAUCUGAGAUACAGGUAGGCUCAGCACAACAGCAAGUUCCGGAUUGGCUGUUCUAGAUACAACCAUACAGGCAGUAUAUACAUACAGUUAACUCAAUACAGUAACCAGCUAUUCAUCUCUCCUCUCCGGACGGCCUGAAAGUAAAACUAACCCCUCCGGUGUAAACUAUUCGACCGAAAACACCUAUUGGUCACUGUAAAAAAAACAUAUAAUACCGCUAAUAAGGAACUGUAAAAAGAUACUGUACCAGAAGAUGUUACUGCUGGUAAUGAUAAGAAAAAUGCAGGUUCAUCUUGAAAGUAACAAGUCAAAGGAUUGUUCCUUGUCCUCCCUUGGUUUCCCUGUGGCUGAUGUCAGUGAAGGAAAUGCAGGAUCACUGCUCACUUGGACUCUCGGGCCAUCAUGAGACCUGCCCACCGAGCUGUGGACCUCCUGUGCUGUGCUGUUCCCGUAUCCAUGUGAGGACACGAGACGUUUCAGUCUCUUGCUCCAGAAACUCGGUGGCACGGGGCGCAGCAGUGUGCCAAAACCUCCCACGAUUUCAUGCGGCAUCUACGAAGGCUGUAGGGGCCGGACGGACGUAUGCUUGGCUGGCCGGUCGCCACAAGUUGCCAAUAGUUUUUGUGCAGAAAGGUAUGUAGGCAAGCCAUAGUUUAUGUGGCGAGCAAAAGGCGGCAUUUGACGUCGAUGGCACGUCCAUGACAUGUGGGGUAUGCUGGCAUUGAAACGCAGCGCAGACACGAGUUCGUUAAAGAUAACAAAAUCUGCAACUUGUGAGAAGAAACCGAGACGCUCGUUACCCGCUGCCUUCAGAUAUAUAUACAUAUGGUUCAGUCGCUGGUCACCGGACUGCCAUAUGCAUGAUUGCACACUGCACCGUGCGCACCAGCAUCCAGCCAUGUCGCCGUUUGCGCCUCCAUACAACACCAACGUCCUCCUGGCCGCGGUGACCGCGCUCUCGGCGGCGAUCGCCUUCGUCGCCGCGCUCCACCUCUACGCCCGGUGCUUCCUGCAGCGUCGUGCCACCACCGCCGCCGCAUUGAGCAACCCUCACGCGCUCGCGCUGGCGCUGCAGCGGCCGCCGGAC
Molecule: messenger RNA, 1166 nt
Organism: Triticum urartu
Lineage: Eukaryota; Viridiplantae; Streptophyta; Magnoliopsida; Poales; Poaceae
Product: E3 ubiquitin-protein ligase ATL41
Source: RefSeq, a predicted model, not a curated record